Messenger RNA from Micromonas pusilla CCMP1545, 1896 nucleotides. RefSeq lists its product as uncharacterized. NCBI's taxonomy places the organism in Eukaryota, Viridiplantae, Chlorophyta, Mamiellophyceae, Mamiellales, Mamiellaceae. The transcript is spliced from 2 exons. Bases 1 to 1830 code for a protein of 609 amino acids. The record is from RefSeq and is a predicted model, not a curated record.
AUGAAUGGAAAAUCUCAUCAGCUCGCCGCGGCAGUGCGCGUCGCGCGCCUCCUCCGUGCCGCGCUCCGCUCGUCCGCCCUGCCCGCCGUCGUCAUGUUCUGGGCGAAGAUCGUGAAGACGUUCGCGGGGCGCGGCUCCACCGACCACCUCACGCGCGGCGCGCGACGCGCGCAGGAGCACGCGGACCUCCAUCGCCUCCACGUGCUGACGACGUACUACGCGCGCGACGGCGACGGCGAGGCGUUGCUAAACGACGUCCUCGCGGGCGCGGAGGGGAAAUCGUACGAGCAGCUCAAGGCGUCCGUCUCCGAUAACCUCACGUCGCAGAUCCGCACGAUAUGCGCGGCGGUGCGCGCGUCGCUCGCGUCGCCGAGAGUGCCGCCGAGGGUUGGACCGCGCGGAGGAGGAGGAGGCGACCGCGACCGCGCGUCGUCGUCGUCGUCGUCGCGCGAGGCGAUCGCGAACGAGAUCACGAUUCGACUGGGCUUCGCGUGCGCGAUCCAGAGGUCCACCGCGGGCGCGGGCAGCGGCCGCGGGCUGUUCGUGCGAGGCAAGGUGGACCCGGGGGAGAUCGUGGCGUUGUAUCCGGGCGUGGCGUACGACGUGAGGAGCGUGACACACCUCCCGGGGUUCCCGGAGGUGGCGGCGGCGAAUCCGUACCUCAUCGCGCGAUUCGAUGGCACCGGUGAGACUGGUCCCCGUACGACCCCGUUCGCGUGGUGCACGCCGUUCCUCGAGGACUGGACUUUUCCCGUCGCUCUCUCUUCGCCCGCGCGUCUCUUUCAACUGAUCGACGCGACGCCGUGGGGGAGAGGCGACGCGGUGGCGCCGCGCGGGGUCCUCGACGACGACGACGACGCCGAAUCGACGCCGGCGAGCAUGGGCGUCUGGCCGGGCGCGCCGAUAGAGCCGAAAGAGGACGAAGAAUCUGAACCGUCGCGUGCGAACACGAACCGUCGCGGCGCGAGAAGAGAGGGCAUCCUCGGCGUCAUCGACGACGCGUUGACGCCGACGCUCUCGGGCGCGUUCAUAUUUACACCGGUCCCCGUACGACCCCGUUCGCGUGGUGAACGCCGAUCCUUAAGGACUUCAUCUCCCGGCGUGUCUCUCCGCCCAGGGUCCCUCGCUUUCAAUCCCGACACGCCUCGACGCCUUUCAACUCCGCUUCUGACGCCUUUCAACUCCACCCCGACGUUCGCUCGUAUGGAACGGCCCUCAUCAGAAGACGAUCGCCGCGUCGCGUUCGACGCCGCCGCCGCCGUCGAACGCCGCCACCCGCUCGCGCUCGCGCACUUCGCGAACCACCCGCCGGGGGGCACGUCCCCGAACGUCGCCGUCGCGUCCGUGGACGUCGUGUUCGAGGAGGAGGAGGAGGAGGAGGAGGACGCGGGCGCCGCUGAGGCGGGGACUGCCGAGGGGCCGCGGUCGUCGACGACGGACUCUGUGGACGCGUCGCUCAGGCCGUACCUCCCGAACGUCGGGAUCGGGAGCUGGGGCGUCCCGACGCGCGGGUGGGAGCUGGAGGAGGGAACCCUAGACUCUGAGCAAAAUAAGACCGGGGGGUUCGCGGGGCUGCUGCGCCGACUCUUCGGCGAGGACGACGACGACGACGACGAUUUUGAGACGAAGGCGAGGAAAAAAGCCGCCGACUCCGAGGCGGCGCGUCGACGGAACCGCGUCGUCGUCCCGACGCUCGCGCUCGUCGCGCUCGAGGCGCUUCAGGACGAGGAGGUGUUUCUGAACUAUCGACUCAGCACGCACGUGAAGAGGCCGGAGUGGUACGUGCCCGUGGACCCGGCGGAAGACGCGCGACGCUGGGCCAGCGACUGAUGAGACUGGUGACGUGAAUAGAGGAUAGCCUUUUUUUUUGGUUUGGCAUAAAACGCAUCUGGCUUC